Molecule: messenger RNA, 1083 nt
Organism: Rotaria sp. Silwood1
Lineage: Eukaryota; Metazoa; Rotifera; Eurotatoria; Philodinida; Philodinidae
Source: the annotation of a GenBank genome assembly
AUGAGUUAUAACGUAGAACUAAUACCAAUUUCUGAAGGUAAUCGUAUAACAGUAAAAAAAAAUGAAAAAGUUAUUAUUGGACGUGGAUCAUCAUUAGGUUGUAAUGAUAAAAAAAUUUCUCGUCAACAUGCUGAAUUAUUACUUAAAAAUGAUGAAACACUUUGGAUUAAACCAAUUCAUACUAAUCCAGUAUUUUAUCGCACUUUUCAUGGUAAAACAAUUCAUUUGACUAAAGAUAUUGAACAAGAAUUAAAAGAUGGUGAUCAAAUUGGUUUAUUACCAACAAGUUUUUUCUUUCGUAUUAGUUUUUCUAUGAAUACAAAUAAUAAUAAAGACGAUUUAUCUACAUCAUCAAAUCAACAGUCACAUUAUUCAGUAAAUAAUAUUGCGUCUGAUAAUCUAAAAUCAACUAAAAUAUCAUCUCAAGAUACUUUAUCUAAAAUAAAAAGUCCUGAUGUUGAACCAAAACCAUACAUUUCAGAUAUUGAUGAUUCUACUUCUUCUUCUAUAAAAAAUCAAAAUGAAUAUGAAUCAGUUGAUUCAAAUAAUAAAUCACGUAUAUUACCAACAUGGAUGAUAGCAUCAACAAAGACUACAUCCAAUUCUUCCUGUCUACAUGAUUCAUCAUCUAGUGAUCGUCCUGCUGUUAAACGGCAAUUGAAUUCAGAAGAAGAUAACAAAAGUAAUACAAAUGAUUUAUCAAAUACGUCUGACGCAUCAGUUACAAAGUCAAGUAAAUCAUCCGUAAUAAAAAGCUUUGAUAGUGAUAGUAGUGAUGGAUUUGAUUCUGUUACUACAAAAAAAAGUAUUCAUAAAUAUUUAUUAUUGAUUAUUGACUACAGUUUGAAUUUAGUUAAAUCAAAUGAUAAACGUCGUCCAGUUUGUUCAUAUGGUGCAUCAUGUUAUCGAAAAAAUCCAACGCAUCGUACUGAACAAUCGCAUCCAGGUGAUUCUGAUUAUGAGGAUGAAAAACAAACGAAUAAUGAUAGUAAAGAUGAUAAUGAUAUUGAUAAACCGAUAUGUCCUUAUGGUAAAUCUUGUUAUCGACAAAAUCCUCAACAUAAACGUGACUACACGCAUUAA